Messenger RNA from Protopolystoma xenopodis, 276 nucleotides. NCBI's taxonomy places the organism in Eukaryota, Metazoa, Platyhelminthes, Monogenea, Polystomatidea, Polystomatidae. The record is from the annotation of a GenBank genome assembly.
GGCGCAUACAGCUACCUUCUGCGUCCAUGUGGCUCUGAAACAGGUCUCUACACGCUCCUACUCUAUGAUGGCCUCCGCAUUCGCAAAUACAAGUUAGAGUUAGUCAGCUCCUGGCAAGCAGUCCUAUCACAGUCCGUUCCUCUUUCACUUUCAGAAAGUAAAUCUGCCGUAAUAUUGCCCGCUUCUAGUCUGCCCAGCCCAACUGUCAAAUCUGAAAUGACAUUUUCAGAUCAGAGCGAUUUUCCUACAUGUGAUUCUACUUUUGGUCAGAGGUGA